Messenger RNA from Manihot esculenta (cassava), 3356 nucleotides. Its product is annotated as probable ubiquitin-like-specific protease 2B. Gene Ontology annotation, molecular function: cysteine-type peptidase activity. The transcript has 16 exons. Gene Ontology annotation, biological process: proteolysis. The record is from RefSeq and is a predicted model, not a curated record. Bases 226 to 3129 code for a protein of 967 amino acids. NCBI's taxonomy places the organism in Eukaryota, Viridiplantae, Streptophyta, Magnoliopsida, Malpighiales, Euphorbiaceae.
GUGGUGUACACGCUCACAUAUUGCACGUAACACACCGUUCCAACAAAUUUCCCUUUUAUAUUUUUCCGCCUUUUUCUCCAAUUGGCUUAUUUCCCUUUCUCGAUCUCCCACAUUCGAUCAUCAGUAAAAUAUGAACCCAUACAUGUCAAUUCACUGAGUCUUCCUCCACUUGCUUUUUCUUUGUCCGAGCUGAUUCCGAGUUGUUCACUCGCUCAUCUCUCGGCGAUGAAGAGCGGCCUCGAAGUUUUCGAUUUUAAGGAAGAAGACGAGCUCACUGAAUAUUCAGCUGGUAAAAUGCUCGGCAGGUUCAAAAACCCUAGCCACGACAAUCCCGCUUUUUCGAAGUCCGACUUCCUUGAAUGCGUAGCCCAGGGAUCUGCUCUUGAAAAAGAGGAAAGUGGCACCAUAACUUGUGUAGAUGUUGAUGCCAUUGAACAUGGUAAUAAUCCUUGCAAUGCUACUGCAUGCGCCCCUUUGGAAGCAGUUAGACAGGAAUCUACCGCCAAAGAAGACAAUUCUCACCCAGAUGCUGCUUUUCAGUCCGAAUCUCUGAAUCAUGUAAAAGACUCUUGUGCAAAGAUGGAUAAUAAUGAAUCCAAAAGCUCCUUUACUGAACAGGAGGGAAAGGCUUUAUGCUGUGAAGCAUCUUCACCUGGGAAAAGCCUAUCUAAUUGUGCCCUUGCAGCCUCUCCAUCUCAUACCAUGCAGAGUGAACCAGUGGUCAAUGUAAAAUCCGAUGCUGAUGCAAGCAUGAACAAGAGUUCUCCAUCAACUCCUGCUUCUGAUAUUGCAGAGAAUGGUGCUAUUUUAAAUGGUCACUCAGCAAACAAUAAUUUCAGUGCAUCAAAAAUGGAUGUCAUAAAUAUUACAGUUGAUUAUGUUACAUAUCGUGAUAAUUACUGGACCGGUUGCCUGGUAACUUUUUCUUGGGAUGGCAUUAAGAUAAGUGGUAUUCCUGCAAAUGGAGACCAGGGAACCUUUAGCUUUGAAAGAGGAAUUGAUGAUAUUAUUCGUAUCGAGUCUCGGCAUCUUCAAAGGUUUAGAGCUGUCACUGUGAAGCUCCACUUGCUAUCGAAGGAUGCUGCACAAGCAACUAAUGCCUAUGGGGUUGAGCAGCUGGAGUUUGCAGUUGCUGAGCCAAACUGCUCUAGGAAAUUGGAAGAGAUUGCAUCUCUAAAUGUUAAAUAUUUAGCUUUGUCUGCCAUUGUGCCCGAUGUGGAUGCCUCAAUGGAUGAACGAUUUGAAUUGCUUCAGCAAAGGCCUUAUUUUCCUACUUUUGAUGAGGCUGUUGAAGAUGUUGUCUAUCCAAAGGGGGAUUCAGAUGCAGUUUCCAUUAGUAAGAGAGAUUUUGAUCUACUACUACCUGAGACAUUUAUCAAUGAUACAAUUAUUGACUUCUAUAUCAAGUAUCUAAAGAAUCAGAUUCCACCCAAGGAGAAGCAUAGGUUCCAUUUUUUUAAUAGCUUUUUCUUUCGGAAGCUUGCGGAUCUAGACAAAGAUCCAUCUAGUGCUUCAGAUGGUAGGGCUGCUUUUUUACGUGUUCAUAAAUGGACAAGGAAAGUGGAUAUGUUUGGAAAAGACUAUGUUUUCAUUCCUGUAAAUUUCAAUCUUCACUGGAGUUUAUUGGUAAUAUGUCAUCCUGGUGAAGUUGCCAGCUUCAAAGAUGAAGACUUGGGGAAAUCCCUGAGAGUACCAUGCAUAUUGCACAUGGAUUCUAUUAAAGGAACUCAUGCAGGUCUCAAAAACCUUGUUCAAAGUUAUCUAUGGGAAGAGUGGAAAUCGAGGCAAAAGGAGGCAUCAGAAGAUUUAUCUUCAAAAUUUUUGAAUUUGCGGUUUGUCCCACUUGAGUUGCCACAGCAGGAAAAUUCCUUUGAUUGCGGCCUGUUUCUGCUGCACUACCUGGAGCUAUUUUUGGCUGAUGCCCCUUUGAAUUUCAGCCCAUUUAAAAUAAAUGAAUUCUCCAAGUUUCUUAACGUCGAUUGGUUUCCCCCUGCUGAGGCAUCUCUGAAGCGCACUCUUAUCCAGAGGUUAAUUUCUGAGCUCCUUGAAAAUCGCCCCCGGGAACUCUCUUCUGGUGAUUGUAGUGAUGACCCAGAGUGUAGUUUUCCAGAAAAUAGUGAGAAAGAAACUAGAGUCCAGUUUGUUUCAGAGGGAUGCACUCGGGCUGUAGCUUGUCAUGGGAAUUUAUCAACUUCUGAUGCCAGUCAAGGGAUUGAAAUCACUCUGUUGGAAGCAUCUUCUGCAAGGAAUUCUGAUUGUCUUAAUGACCCAGGCUUGGUUCUAAGGGAAUUCUUUGAGCCUGGAGUUGCUGCAGGGCCAUUGCUUGCACAUUGUUCGUCUUUUGACCAGCCAUCUUAUUACCGUCUUAAUGGUGCUAUGUCACAAGAGAUGGAGCAGGAUCAUGCAGAAGCUGACGAGCCAUUUGUGUAUUUCCCAUCUGGAGACGUUAUUUUUCAACAAAUUGCUGGUAUAACACCUCAAGCUGGUUCUAUUCCAAAUGCACCAAGUAGUUUUGGCACUGAUCCUUCUUGGAAUCCAGGAAUUUCUAUGCAAGGAGAGAAUGAUAAGUCAUCCCCAGAAACAUGUGCCACUGAUGAUUCUGAUGUAGGAAUUAUUGAAAAUUGCCCCGUUGAGAAAGAUUUGGAUUUGUGUCAAAAAGAGAAAAUCGAUCAACAAAGAUCCCAAUCAGUGGAAAACCUAGAGUGUUUGACAGAAAAAAUUGCUGUGAGCUCUGGUGAGAUGCUGGAGAACGCUGCUAUUAGAAGUAAUGAAGACCCUGAUAGGAUGCAUGAUGCCAAUGAGAAUGGCGAUCUUGCCUGGUGUCAGGAAAAUCCAACUUCAUUGCGUAAAGACACUGACAUGGUAGAAAAUGGAUUGCAUCAAGACUCAGAAAAAGCAGAGAUCAUGGGGGGUGAUGUGCAAACUAUGUGUGAUGAUGUGAUGGCAGAAUCAGAUGAGAAGCAAAUGAUCCAGGUUAAUGUGAUGGCAGAAUCAGAUGAGAAGCGAAGAAUGGAGGAGUAUGUGAUGGCAGAAUCAGAACAGCAAACUGCAAAAAGGCAUCGGGUUACUCCUCCUGAAGAAGGGGAGGGAGAUGUCACUGGAAGCCUUUCUAGGGAGCUUCAUUUGUAAUUUUGUAGGUAGAUGGAGCUCUCGUCGUAGAUUUUAUUAACGUAAUUGUAAACUUGGAUCUCACUAGAUGUUGAUAUGCCAUUCUGUGAAUAUCUCAUGGCCCAUAUCUUAACUAUCAUUAGCUUGGAUGGUCUUGUAGGGGGAAAAGGGGAAAUUGCACAACUUCAUGUGCUAAUAAUUAAGCGAUCAAAAUAUUUUUUGGGCCCAGCAAGGGAAUCAAUUUCUUC